AUUUUGAGCUCCAAGGCAUUCGCGGUCGUGAAUUUAUGAUUUCCAGGACCCCUUAACCCCUUCGUUCGGACCCCAUCGCCGACUUGCGACCCAGGGGCUAUUUGUCCAACUCCCUUGAGAAGCUUCGUGUUCUCGGGAUUUUACUUCUAUGAUCUGUUUGUAAUGAUCUAUUCUCCUUCUUGACCCUCGUUAAAACACCCAAUUUCUUUCCUCUCCUCACAGAGAAUCUGAGGUUGCGCAAAGCUCCUUUUUGACCCGUAGCCUCGUCGGGAUCAAUUAAGAGGCCACGCACACCUCUUUCACCCUUACACCUCGAAAUUCCCAUCCAUAAACCACCACGGUAGCGCUCGAGAGACACAACCCACCAUGGCCAAAGCCGCAGCCAUGAAGCCGCCGGCUUCAAAAGGCUCUUUCAACGCGCCCCAGCCCGUCAAGAACCAGAUCAAGAAGCACGACGACUACACAUCGGACGGUGUCGAAGACAACGAUGUCUUCUUACUACCCAUUUCCGACUACCAGGUCAUGGCCGUGCUGACCGUUCUGGGAGCCAUUGUGCGGCUGUUCCGCAUCUACCAGCCCACCAGCGUUGUCUUCGAUGAGGUGCACUUCGGUGGAUUCGCUUCCAAGUACAUCAAGGGCCGCUUUUUUAUGGACGUACACCCGCCGUUGGCAAAGAUGCUCAUCGCCUUGUUCGGAUGGCUUGCUGGGUUUAAUGGAGACUUUGACUUCAAGGACAUCGGCAAGGACUACCUGGAGCCAGGUGUCCCAUACGUCGCCAUGAGACUCUUUCCUGCAGUCUGUGGUAUUCUUCUGGUUCCGGCUAUGUUCCUGACGCUGAAGGCGGUCGGAUGCCGCACCGCUACGGCCGCUCUGGGUGCUUCCUUGAUCAUCUUUGAGAACGGUCUACUAACCCAAGCCCGAUUGAUCCUUCUCGACUCGCCCCUUGUUCUUGCAACUGGCUUCACUGCCCUCGCCUUCAGCUCCUUCACGAACCAGCAUGAGCUAGGACCUGACAAGGCCUUCUCAGCGAGUUGGUGGUUCUGGCUGGUCAUGACUGGCCUGGGAUUGGGUAUCACUGUCAGCAUCAAGUGGGUUGGUUUCUUCACGAUUGCUUGGGUCGGACUCCUAACCCUUGUUCAACUCUGGGUCUUGCUCGGCGACACCAAGACUGUCACGAUCCGAAUAUUUGCCAAGCAUUUCAUGGCGCGUACAUUCUGCUUGAUCAUCAUCCCCACUACUUUCUACAUGGCCAUGUUUGCAAUCCAUUUUCUGUGCCUUGUCAACCCAGGCGACGGUGACGGAUUCAUGAGCUCCGAGUUUCAGGCCACACUAAACAACAAGGGCAUGCGAGAUGUCCCUGUUGAUGUUGCCUUUGGGAGCAGAGUCACCAUCAGACACGUCAACACCCAAGGUGGUUAUCUGCAUUCCCAUCCUCUGAUGUACCCCGGCGGUAGCCAGCAGCAGCAAAUCACUCUUUACCCCCACAAGGACGACAACAACAUCUGGUUGCUCGAGAAUCAGACGCAGCCCCUGGACCAUUCUGGCGUGGAGAUCAACGGAACGGAAGCCUGGGACAACCUCCCAGAACCUGUUUACAUCAAGAAUGGCGAUGUUAUCCGUCUAUACCACCAACCCACCGACCGCCGCCUCCACUCUCACGAUGUCCGACCCCCCGUGACCGAGGCCGAUUGGCAAAACGAGGUCUCGGCCUAUGGCUACGAGGGAUUCCCUGGCGACGCGAAUGAUCUGUUCCGCAUCGAAAUUAUCAAAAAGCAAUCGAUUGGUUCUCUGGGCAAGGAGAGACUCCGGACUAUCCAGACCAAGUUCAAGCUCGUCCACAUCAUGACUGGUUGUGUUCUCUUCUCUCACAAGGUCAAACUUCCUGAGUGGGCUUCGGAGCAACAAGAGGUCACCUGCGCAAAAGGAGGCACCCUCCCGAACAGCGUGUGGUACGUCGAAUACAACGAACAUCCUCAGCUGGGAGACAAUGCCGAGAAGGUCAACUAUGUACACCCUGGGUUCUUGGGCAAGUUCUGGGAGUUGCAGAAAGUCAUGUGGAGAACUAAUGCCGGCUUGGUCGAAUCUCACGCUUGGGAUUCUCGCCCUGACUCGUGGCCCAUUCUUCGACGUGGUAUCAACUUUUGGGGCAAGAAUCACCGCCAGAUCUAUCUGAUCGGCAACCCUGUGGUCUGGUGGUCCUCGAGUUUGGCAGUCAUCGUCUACGUGCUCUUCAAGGGUAUUGCUGUUCUUCGGUGGCAGCGCAGCUGCAACGACUACGCCAACCCCACCUUCAAACGAUUCGACUACGAGAUUGGGUCUUCGGUGCUUGGAUGGGCUCUGCACUACUUCCCUUUCUACCUUAUGCAACGUCAGCUCUUCCUACAUCAUUAUUUCCCAGCCCUGUUCUUUGCGGUUAUGGCAUUCUCCCAGAUCUACGACUUUGCCACUGCCCGCCUACCUGUCCGAAGCGUUCGCGAGAACCCCAUCAUCAACAAGUCCGGUGCCGUUGCGAUUUUGGCGUUAUCAGCCAUUGUUUUCGCCCUUUUGUCGCCGCUUUCUUACGGGAACGCCUGGACCAAGGCAGAAUGUAAUCGUGUUAAGCUGUUCGAAACCUGGGAUUGGGAUUGCAACAACUUCCUCGAGAGCUACGAUGCAUACGAUAAAUUGGGCCAAGGUGCCGCCGCCAAAGUUGCCCAAACCUCACAGCCCGUCGUAAAGAGCAACGCCGCACCACCGCCACCGCCGCCAGCCCAGCAGCAGCAGCAGCAGCAGCCCGUCGGCGAAAACAAGAACCUCCCAAACGGGGACGGGGGCGCCGCGGGAAUCUCCGGGGCGCCCAAGUUCGAGCCGCAAGGCCAGAAGGUGCUAGCACGCGAGGAGCGCAUCGAAUACCGAGAUCAAGACGGCAAUCUGCUCAACGAGGAGCAGGUCAAGGAACUCGAGGGCAAGGUCGAGUUCCGAACCAAGUACGAAACCCGAACUCGCGUCGUCGACGCAGCCGGCAAUAAUGUCCCCAUGCCCGAUGGUGGCUGGGCUGGCCAAGCCGUAGCGCCGCCCCAUCCUGAUGUCGAGGGUGCUGAGAGCAAGACGGACAGGAAGGAAGCAGUUCAGGCGGAAGAACCCGAUCAAGCGCAAGAGAAGGUCGUCAAGUCCCGCGAUGGCGAGAAGGAAGCCCAGAAGGACAAGCCCAAGCCCGCGAGUGAGGGCAAUGAGGCGACUGCUCAAAAGGUAUAGCCAGUACCCGACGCCGAGUCGGAGUUGAGUCUCGUGUGUACACUACCAAUUAGUCACGUAAUGAGGAUCAUAGGAAAACUCACGAAUGGGGCGAUGAGGAGAAAGAGGCGCAUCCUCGGGGUGAAAAAGGGCUCAUUGCUUACUGCUGAACGCAUAUUCCGAUCAGCUGCAUUACUACUAUCGGGAUUUUUCCUAAUCUAAGACUCUACUUUCUAAUCCUUCAUUCCGCAAAAUGUAUGCAAGUUGACGGAAGGCGAGGUUCGUGUUAGUAGGCUGAAACUGCUGAGUUGUCAAAUUAUCUCUUCUCAGUCUACACAUGAAUAUCCGGAUUUGAAUCCAUGUCCGCAGAUUGUGUCAACUCAAUUGGAGGCUUCUUGACAGUUUAAAGCGACGACUACUUCAUAAAAUAGACUGAACCUUCAGUUCGAAAUAUUAG
Messenger RNA from Pseudomassariella vexata, 3670 nucleotides. RefSeq names its product glycosyltransferase family 39 protein. Gene Ontology annotation, molecular function: dolichyl-phosphate-mannose-protein mannosyltransferase activity. The record is from RefSeq and is a predicted model, not a curated record. Gene Ontology annotation, biological process: protein O-linked glycosylation via mannose. The transcript has 4 exons. NCBI's taxonomy places the organism in Eukaryota, Fungi, Ascomycota, Sordariomycetes, Amphisphaeriales, Pseudomassariaceae. Gene Ontology annotation, cellular component: endoplasmic reticulum; membrane. The coding region runs from base 367 to 3234 and encodes 955 amino acids.